This is a messenger RNA of Saimiri boliviensis boliviensis (Bolivian squirrel monkey), 6994 nucleotides long. It is a transcript of the gene MAPT, whose product is annotated as microtubule associated protein tau. NCBI's taxonomy places the organism in Eukaryota, Metazoa, Chordata, Mammalia, Primates, Cebidae. The record is from RefSeq and is a predicted model, not a curated record. Gene Ontology annotation, molecular function: microtubule binding. Gene Ontology annotation, cellular component: neuron projection. Gene Ontology annotation, biological process: microtubule cytoskeleton organization; neuron projection development.
GAGGAUCGGGAAAGGGCAGCGCCGAGAGGAGAGAGCCGGUAGGCGCAGGACGGCCGAGCGGUGGGGCGCUCGCGCGCGCCUACUGGUGGCCGGAGGAGAAGGCGCCCGCGGACGGUGCCCGCCCCCUCCCCGGGGGAGGCUCGUGCUCCCGCUGCUCGCGCCUGCGCCGCCCGCCGGCCUCGGGAACGCGCCCUCUCACCGGCGCGCGCCCUCGCAGUCACCGCCACCCACCAGCUCCGGCACCAGCAGCAGCGCCGCUGCCACCGCCCACCUUCUGCCGCCGCCACCACAGCCACCUUCUCCUCCUCCGCUGUCCUCUCGCGUCCUCGCCUCUGUGGACUAUCAGGUGAGCCUUGAACCAGGAUGGCUGAGCCGCGCCAGGAGUUUGAUGUGAUGGAAGAUCACGCUGGGACGUAUGGGUUGGAGGACCAAGACCAAGAGGGUGACACGGACACUGGCCUGAAAGAAUCUCCCCUACAGACCCCUGCAGAGGACGGAUCUGAGGAACUGGGCUCUGAAACCUCUGAUGCUAAGAGCACUCCGACGGCGGAAGAUGUGACAGCGCCCUUAGUGGAUGAGAGAGCUCCCGGCGAGCAGGCUGCUGCCCAACCCCACACGGAGAUCCCAGAAGGAACCACAGCUGAAGAAGCAGGCAUUGGAGAUACCCCCACCCCGGAAGACCAAGCCGCUGGUCACGUGACCCAAGAGGAGUUGAGCGUUCCGGGCCAGCAGAGGAAGGCACCUGAAAGGCCCCUGGUCAAUAAGCUUAGUGCUCAUGUCCAGCCUGGACCCUGCGGAGAGGCCCCUGGCGUCUCUGGGCCAUGCCUGGGGGAGAAAGAGCCAGAAGCUCCCGUCCUGCUGACCGAGAGCCUUCCUCAGCACCGUCCUGUUUGCCCAGCGCCUCCUCCAACAGGAGGCCCUCAGGAGCCCUCCCAAGAGUGGAAACCAAAAGGCGGGAACUGGGCCAAGGAGGGUCCAGCCUUUCCGAAGCCCGCCACCCCUGCACAUCUCCACACGGAGCCUGAGAGCGGUAAGGUGGUCCAGGAAGGCUUCCUCGGAGAGCCAGGCAUCCCAAGCCUCAGCCACCAACUCGUGUCCGGCAUGCCUGGGGCUCCCUUCCUGCCUGAGAGCCCCAGAGAGGCCCCACACCAGCCUUCGGGGACAGGACCUGAGGACACGAAGGGUGGCCUCCAUGCCCCUGAGCUGCGGAAGCGCCAGUUUUUGGGAGACCUGCACCCGGAGGAGCUGCCACUGAAGGGGGCCGGGAGCAAAGAGAGGCCAGGGGGCGAGAAGGAGGUGGAUGAAGACCGUGACGUCGACGAGUCCUCCCCACAGGACUCCCCUCCCUCCCAGGUCUCCCCAGCCCAAGAUGGGCCACCUCCCCAGACAUUCACCAGAGAAGCCACCAGUGUCCCAGGCUUCCCAGCAGAAGGCGCCAUCCCCCUCCCAGUCGAUUUCCUCUCUACAGUUUCUGCAGAGACCCCGGCCUCAGAGCCUGACCGGCCCAGUGCAGGGCUGGCCGAAGGGCAGGACGCGCCCCCCGAGUUCACGUUCCACGUGGAAAUCACAGCCAAUGUGCAGAAGGAGCAGGUGUGCUCGGAGCAGGAUUUGGAAAGGGCUGCAUUUCCAGGGGCCCCUGGAGAUGAGGCAGAGACCCGGGGACCCUCUUUGGGAGAGGACACAAAAGAGGCUGACCUUCCAGAGCCGUCUAAAAAGCAGCCUGCCGCUGCUCUGCAGGGGAAGCCCAUCAGUCGGGUCCCUCAACUCAAAGCUCGCAUGGUCAGUAAAAGCAAAGACGGGACUGGAGGCGAUGACAAAAAAGCCAAGACAUCCACACGUUCUUCUGCUAAAACCUUGAAAAAUAGGCCUUGCCUUAGCCCCAAACACCCCACUCCUGGUAGCUCAGACCCUCUGAUCCAACCCUCCAGCCCUGCCGUGUGCCCAGAGCCACCUUCCUCUCCUAAAUGCGUCUCUUCUGUCACUCCCCGAACUGGCAGUUCUGGAGCAAAGGAGAUGAAAUUCAAGGGGGCUGAUGGUAAAACGAAGAUUGCCACACCCCGGGGAACGGCCCCUCCAGGCCAGAAGGGCCAGGCCAACGCCACCAGGAUUCCAGCAAAAACCCCGCCCACCCCAAAGACACCACCUGGCUCUGGUGAAACUCCGAAAUCAGGGGAUCGCAGCGGCUACAGCAGCCCCGGCUCCCCAGGCACUCCAGGCAGCCGCUCCCGCACUCCAUCCCUUCCAACCCCACCCACCCGGGAGCCCAAGAAGGUGGCGGUGGUCCGUACUCCACCCAAGUCGCCAUCCUCCGCCAAGAGCCGCCUGCAGACAGCCCCCGUGCCCAUGCCAGACCUGAAGAACGUCAAGUCCAAGAUCGGUUCCACUGAGAACCUGAAGCACCAGCCGGGAGGCGGGAAGGUGCAGAUAAUUAAUAAGAAGCUGGAUCUUAGCAACGUCCAGUCCAAGUGUGGCUCAAAGGAUAAUAUCAAACACGUCCCGGGAGGCGGCAGUGUGCAAAUAGUCUACAAACCAGUUGACCUGAGCAAAGUGACCUCCAAAUGUGGCUCAUUAGGCAACAUCCAUCAUAAACCAGGAGGUGGCCAGGUGGAAGUAAAAUCUGAGAAGCUGGACUUCAAGGACAGAGUCCAGUCAAAGAUCGGGUCCCUGGACAAUAUCACACACGUCCCUGGUGGAGGGAAUAAAAAGAUUGAAACCCACAAGCUGACCUUCCGUGAGAACGCCAAAGCCAAGACAGACCACGGGGCAGAAAUCGUGUACAAGUCUCCAGUGGUGUCUGGGGACACGUCUCCACGGCACCUCAGCAACGUCUCCUCCACCGGCAGCAUUGACAUGGCAGACUCGGCCCAGCUCGCCACACUAGCUGACGAGGUGUCCGCCUCCCUGGCCAAGCAGGGUUUGUGAUCAGGCCCCCGGGGCGGUCAGUAAUCGUGGAGAGGAGAGUGAGUGAGAGUGUGUGGAAAAAAAAAGAAUAAUGACCCGGCCCCCACCCUCUGCCCCCAGCUGCUCCUUGCAGUUCGGUUAAUCGGUUAAUCACUUAACCUGCUUUUGUUGCUCGGCUUUGGCUCGGGACUUCAAAAUCAGUGGUGGGAAUAAAAGCAAAUUUCAUAUUUCCAAAUUGAUGGGUGGGCUAAUAUUUUUAAGAAAAACACUCAAAAACAUGGCCACACCCAACAUUUCCUAGGGCAAUUCCUUUUGAUUUCCCCCCCUCCCUGUGUAGAAGAGGGAGGAGGAGAGGCUCUGAAAGCUGCUUCUGGGGGAUUUCAAGGGACUGGAGGUGUCCACCACCUCUGGCCCAAUCCAGGGGGUGUUACAGAGGCAGUGGCAGCAACAAAGGAUUUGAAACUUGGUGUGUUUGUGGAGCCACAGGCAGAUGAUGUCAGCCUUGUGUGAGUGUGAUGGGGGGGUGGGGUGGGAGGCAGAGGCAGGGGCUGGGCAAAGGGGAGAGGAAGCCACGUGGUGGAGAGGAGAUGCUGCCCCCCUCCGUGCCACGAUGCCUGCAGCAUCUCAGACGGAGUGGUGCCUGUCCUUUGUGGCUGGGGCCUGCUACGGGUCAGUGUGCCACCCUCUGCUGGGCAGCCUGUGGGAGAAGGGACAGCAGGCAAGAGAAAGCAGGCCAGCCGGAGGGUGGUGCCCCAUGGAUGAUUUCCUUUGGGGAAGACUGACCUUGCCGUCUGAGGGCGCUGGCCUCUUCCUCCCUCUCUGUGGGGGUAGGGGGGGCGGGGGUUGAGCUGAGGGACUUCCCUCUGCUCCACAAAACCCUGUUUUAUUGAGUUCUGAAGGUUGGAACUGCAGCCACGAUUUUGGCCACCUCACAGACCUGGGACUUUAGGGCUAACCAGUUCUCUUUGUAAGGACUUGUGCCUCUUGGGAGACGUCCAUCCGUUUCCAAGCCUGGGCCACUGGCAUCUCUAGAGUGUACAGGGGUCUGGGAAGUGGGUCCCAAGCCUCCUGUCCUUCCCAUGGCCACUGCCAUCACCCGUCUGCCCCGCCGUGCCACUGUCUGCCGUGAGAGCCCAGUCACUGCCUGUACCCUGCAUCAUGUCACCAUGUCCCGAAUUCCCAGCCUCACCACCCACUUAUCAGUAAUGACCCUGGUUGGCUGUGGGAGGUACCUACUCCAUACUGAGGGCAAAAUUAAGGGAAGGCAAAGUCCAGGCACAAGAGUGGAACCCCAGCCUCUCACUCUCAGUGCCAGUCAUCCAACUGGUGUGCCCCUCACCAUGAAUCUCAUGACUGAUUCCGUUCCCUGCCUUCUCCUCCUGUCACAGAUGUGAGCCAGGGCACUGCUCAGCUGUGACCCUAGAUGUUUCUGCCUUGUUGAUAUGGAGAGAGCCCUUUGCCCCCAGAGGGCCUGGCCCCUUCCUGUGCUGAGCUGGCAGCAGGAGGCUAGGUGUCCUGGUUGUCAGUGAUGGCACUAGGACAGGUGGGCAAGGCACCAGGGCAGGCCCACGGUCCCGCUGUCUCCCGCUUCUACCCCAGCUUGUGGCUGCCAGCCUCCCAGACAGCCCAGCAGCUGCUCAGCUUCACAUGCAUAGAAUCAGCCCUCCACACCCCCAAAAAGGGGAACACGACCCCUCGGAAAUGGUUCUUCCCCCCCCAGUCCCAGCUGGAAGCCAUGCUGUCUGUCCUGCUGGAGCAGCUGAACAUAUACAUAGAUGUCGCCCUGCCCUCCCCGUCUGUACCCUGUUGCGUUGUAGUUGGAUUUGUCUGUUUAUGCUUGGAUUCACCAGAGUGACUAUGAUAGUGAAAAGAAAAAAAAAAAAAAAGGACGCAUGUAUCUUGAAAUGCUUGUAAAGAGGUUUCUAACCCACCCUCACAAGGUGUCUCUCACCCCCAUACUGGGACUCAGCUCCAGGAGGCCAGUGUGGCUCCACCCUGCUGGGGCAUCCCAAGUUUGAUAAGGCUUUCAUCAGCAUCUGGGACCCAACAGAGACCAGAUUCUAGCAUCGAAGGAGGCCCUUCAGCUGUGAAGGCCUGAAGCACAGGAUUAGGACAGAAGCGAUGGUGUCCCCCUCCCGACUCCCCCUCACUGCUCUCUGUCAGGGCAGAGAGAAGGCCUCGUGGCUGGCCUGGCUCGCAGCAUGAAGAUGGUUCUCUCUGGUCAAAGCCUGAAGUCCCACCUCCUGCAUCACAAGAAAAAUGAAGCCAGUGCCAGUUGGGGGGAUCUGCAGCCCCCAGAAGCUCCGUGAGCCUCAGUCCACCCCUCAGACUGGUUCCUCUCCAAGCUUGCUCUCCAAGGGGCAGCCCAGCCUCCCACCAAGGGCCCUGCGGCCACAGCAGAGAUUGGGAAGAAUUGUCCUGGAUCUGCUCCAGAGGCCCGAGCUGCCUGCCCGAGGAAGGAUGACAAGUCAGGAGACACUGUUCCCAAAGCCUGGACCAGAGCACCCUCAGCCCGCUGACCUUGCACAAACUCCAUCUGCACCCAUGAAAACAGGGAAGCCGCCUUUGCAGAAAAUUGCUGCCUGAAGAAACUCAGCAGCCUCGGGCCCAAUUCUGCCACUUCUGGUUUGGGUACAGUUAAAGGCAACUCUGAGGGACUUGGGAGCCCAGGGCCUCCAUGAGGGCUGGCAGCUUCAUGUGCAGCUAGAGCUUUCCUUGUAAAGAAGUCUCUGUGCCCAGAACUCUCCACCAGGAGUCUCCCUGCAGUUUGCUGAGUCCCAACAAUUCUCAUAAGCGAAGGGAUCUAAAAAGGAGGAAUUGUGGGGUAGAGAUCUGGUGGUGGGUAGAGACAUGCCCCCCUCAAUACUGCCAACAGUUUUGGCUGCGUUUCUUCCCGUACCUCAGUUCGUCGUCCUGAAGUUCGUAUGCCCUGCUCUUCAUCUUCAGCACCGUAGGCCUUAUAUGGAGGCCUCUGGAAUCUUCCCCUUGUGGGGCAGGCUGUUGGGUCCAGCCUAAGAUCAUGGUUUAGUGUGAUCAGUGCUGGCAAAUAAAUUGCAAAGGCACGCUGGCUUGUGACCUUAAACGAGGACAAUCCCCCUCAGGGCUAGGCACUCCUCCCUUCCCCUUAUUUCUUCCACCUGCAGAGCCAGCGUCCUUGGGUGGGCUAGAUAGGAUAUGCUGUAUGCCUGGCUCCUUCAAGCUGUCAACUCAAUUAUCAAUAGUUCCAUUUAAAUUGACUUUAAUGGUGAGACUGUAUCCUGUUUGCUAUUGCUUGUUGUGCUAUGGGGGGAGGGGGGAGGAAUGUGUAAGAUAGUUAACAUGGGCAAAGGGAGAUCUUGGGGUGCAGCACUUAUACUGCCUCGUAACCCUUUUCAUGGUUUCAACCACAUUUUCUAGAGGGAGGGAGCUGCCAUGGGGUCAGAGGUCCUUGGGGCUUCUCUUUUCCACCAACAGGCUUUCCCAGACAGCUGGCUAGUUCCCCAUUCCCUCCCCAGCAAAGUGCAGGUAGAAAGGCUUGUGUAGGAAUAUGGACAUCUGGUUGCUUUGGCCUACUGCCCUCUUUUAGGGGGUCCUAAGACCACAAUCAUGCCUCCUUAAGACCAUGGCAUCCUUCCCUGUAAGCCAUUGACACCUCUGUGCCACCUCUCACACUGGCUCCAGACACACAGUCUGUGCUUCUGGCAGCUGAGAUCACUCACUUCACCCUCCUCAUCUUAGUUCUCCAAGCAAAGCCAUGAGGUCGGGGCAAGGGCAGAGGUGAUCACCAUCGUGUCCCAUCUACAGACCUUUGGCUUCAGACUUCUGAUUUAUCUUCAGCUUUGAAAAGGGUUACCCUGGGCACUGGCCUAGAGUCUCACCUCCUAAUAAGACUUAGCCCCAUAAAUGUUUGCAGUGUUGAGCAGGACAAUUUCUGGCACUUGCAAGUCCCAUGAUUUCUUUGGUAAUUUUGAGGGUGGGGGGAGGGACAUAAAAUCAUCUUAGCUUAGCUUCCUGUCUGUGAAUGUCCAUAUAGUGUAUUGUGUUUUAACAAAUGAUUUACACUGACUGUUGCUGUAAAAGUGAAUUUGGAAAUAAAGUUAUUACUCUGAUUAAA